This is a messenger RNA of Heterocephalus glaber (naked mole-rat), 1981 nucleotides long. The record is from RefSeq and is a predicted model, not a curated record. Lineage: Eukaryota; Metazoa; Chordata; Mammalia; Rodentia; Bathyergidae.
AUGCGGCCAACAGCCCAGGAGGUGCUGCAGCACCACUGGCUCCAAGGUGUCCCUCCCCCGAGUCUUCCUGAGCUGCUCCUUAUGCCCCCCCAAAUGGCAAUCCUCAAUGUUAUGGAUGGCAUGGGAUUUAAACCGCUGAAGGUCAUCAACUCAGCGAGGAGAAAGGAGAUGGCCACAUUCCUGCUGUUGCAGAGCCAGGGACUCCAGGGGCCGCCCUUAAGGAUCCAGCAGCAGAGGGAGGCGAUGCUGGAAGGCACUGAAGAGGAGCAUCAGAGGCUGCCUGACAGCCCUGUGCUGCUGCUGCCUGCCACCCUCAGGGCUCCAUCGACACAAGGUGGCCCCAAUGGCCGGCAGCGAGAGCGCUGCCCUGGAGCAGCCUCCGUCCUCACCGCCGCCGCGGGCAAGCAGGCCUGGUCCCCAACCGCCCCCUGGGCAGCGUCCGCGGCGUCCCUACGUCGGCGUCGCCGCCCGAGCGCAGCGUCCGCCUGUCCCCCAGGAUCGCCCGGCCGCUGCCCGAAACCCGCGAGGAGCUGUGGCGUCGCCUGCGCGGCCUCAUCAAGGACAGCCUGUGAUGAUCUUCAGCAAGAGGUGAAAGAACUCUUUUCUUCUUUGGGAGUCAACUAUAAUAUCUUGGAACUUGAUCAAAUCGAUGAUGGGGCCAGCAUUCAGGAGAUGCUGUUAGAGAUCACUAACCAGAAAACCGUGCCCAAUAUUUUUGUGAAUAAAGUACAUGUGGGUGGAUGUGACCAAACUUUCCAGGCGCAUCACAGCGGCUUAUUGCAGAAGCUCCUCCAGGAAGACUCGGCCUGCGAUUAUGACCUCAUUGUCAUCGGGGGCGGUUCCAGUGGCCUCUCCUGUGCAAAGGAAGCUGCCAACUUGGGAAAGAAAGUCAUGGUACUGGACUUUGUAGUCCCAUCACCGCGGGGCUCAACCUGGGGUGAGCCUCUUUGCUUCCGUCCUCUCUGCUUUUUACCUGCUUCGUUUGCUGGUAUAAUUUCAUUUAAUGCCCACAACAAACUCAAGCAGCUAAGUAGCCUGUUCUAUAGAUGAGGAGACUGAAUCGAAGUUUAGAGUUAACAAGUGGUGAUACUGAAAAGAUAAAAGUAACUAAGGAAGCCGGGGAUUUAUCUCAGUGGUUCCUCUGCCUGCUUUGCAAGCACAAGCUGUCAAGUUCGAUAACCGGUACCAAAAAAAAACAAGUAACUGAGGAAAAUUUUACAAAAAGAAAAAAGAUUUCAGGACCCAAACAUUCUACCACUUGUGCUGUGGUUUUCAGUGUAUGUGUGCUAAUAUUUUUACCAUGCCAUGGUCACAGUGUAUGUACGUGUCCUGGUCACCCAGGUUUGCCCUGUGUUUCAUGUCAGUUUCACCAGGCAGUCUAAGGGCUGCCUGCAUGGAUGCAGUCAGGGUCUGGGCCACCACCGUGUGGGUGAGUAAGGAGCACGGUGCGGGCCAGCCCUGCAACUGCUGUGUACAGUGAGGCAGCUUGGCUUCCUUGCUUCCUUCACUGCUUUUCAGUAAAACAGAACACACGGGUUUAGUGCUGGGUGUUUUCUGCGCAUGCUUCACAUGCAUUCUCCUUCCGUCUCUCCCCAGAAAACGGAUCAGGUGGCAGCCCCACUGCCUUCCAAUAUCCGCUGGGCUCAGCCAGAGUAUUGGAGAGAAGGGAAGGUGGAGCUGGGUCCUUAUUCUCCUGCCUUCCACCCUGUCCAGUCACUUCCUGCUCCUCUGAAGGGCCACAUGUGUCAGAGGCUCCUCUGGGUCAUAGCACUCAGCCUUAUUGUCCCUUCAUGUGGGGCUGCCAGCAGUCCCUGCUGACACUGGUUUGGGGACUGUUCUGGCCCUUUCUGCCUAUACCUUGCAAUAAUUUAUCCAUGAACCCUCUUCAGUUACCCAGCUUGAAUGUAGCUUCUCUUUUCUGCCAGAUUGUGAUGAAUAAAAUAUCAAAAUCUUUUGUUAUUUUUGAGACAGGGUCUUGCUA